Molecule: messenger RNA, 2736 nt
Organism: Musca domestica (house fly)
Lineage: Eukaryota; Metazoa; Arthropoda; Insecta; Diptera; Muscidae
Gene: Kif19A
Product: kinesin-like protein KIF19
Exons: 9
Coding region: 328-2544 (738 amino acids)
Biological process (GO): microtubule-based movement
Molecular function (GO): microtubule motor activity; microtubule binding; ATP binding
Source: RefSeq, a predicted model, not a curated record
GGAUAAUCCCCCAGACACCUUCGAGCAGCAGGCACCCAAAACAAUAACGUUUAUUUCUACACUUAGUUUAGUUUUUAAUUGCUCUCACAUGGUGACAAGCGUCGGUGGCGGCGGUUCUGAGUGCGAAGUGAAUCAAAUAAAUAUUUUAGUGGAAUUUGGAAUUUUUGGAAUUUGAUGCGUAAUUGUUAAAUGAAGCCAUUGAAUUGAAUUAAUCGUGUAGAAGAGCACGUGUAUUUCGAAGCGAACAAACGUUACAAGGAAGAAUUCAUCACAGCAGAUAUAGAUUUGAAACGCCUUUAUUAGGCAUUCGGAGUUCGAUACGAGACAAUGGCACACAGCGGAACUUGGUCUAGUGGCAGUGGAAGUGGUUCAUCAACAUCUCAAAGUAGAGGUCUGACGACAGCACCGCCCCAAGAGGAACGUUUAUUGGUUGCUGUCCGUGUUCGUCCUUCAUUCGAAAAUGGUGAGCGUUGUAUUGAAGUUAUAUCCCCAACUUCCCUGCUCUUCGAUGACGGUGGUAGGGGUAAGGCGCGCAAAUAUUCUUAUGACUAUGUUUUCAAGGAAUCCGAUACACAGGAAAUGGUUUACAAAGCAACCACUGCACCUUUGGUCCAAGAUGUGAUUAAAGGUUAUAAUGCAGCGGUCUUUGCAUAUGGUGCCACAGGUUCGGGUAAAACACACACAAUGUUGGGGCCAUGUAGAAAAAAGGGAGCAACACCUACCGAGGCAGAUGGCCAGACAAGUGAUAGCGGUCUCAUGGUCCGGGCUAUCGAGGAAAUAUUUCAGUACAUUGAAAUGUCCGAAGAUCCUGCUUCGUGUAAAGUUUCCAUUUCAUAUUUGGAAAUAUACAAUGAAUUAAUACGGGAUCUUCUGAAUCCGGGUGGACCACUGGAAUUACGUGAGGAUAAUCGGGGUCAACGAAUAACAGUGGCCGGUUUGUCGGAAAUUACCACAUCCAGUCGCAAAGAGGUUGUCUCACUUCUCUUGAAGGGCAAUAAGGCACGUACCAUGGAACCGACAGCAGCCAAUCAAACCUCCUCACGCAGUCAUGCUUUGCUCAGCAUAACUGUACAAUCGAAAACCUCGUUGGGCGUGAAGCAAGGACGCCUCUUUCUCACAGACUUGGCCGGCUCAGAGAGAGCGAAGAAAACCAAAAAUCGUGGCAAACGUUUGCAGGAGGGAGCCCACAUAAAUCGUUCCCUCCUGGCUUUGGGUAAUUGCAUCAAUGCCCUGUCGGGUGGGGCACGCUACGUUAAUUAUCGCGACUCCAAAUUGACCCGGCUACUCAAAGAAGCCCUGAGUGGCCGCUGUAAAACCGUUAUGAUUGCUCACAUUGCACCCGAAAGUAAACAUCGCGAUGAGACGAAAAAUACCCUCGUCUAUGCCGAUCGAGCCAAUAGCAUAACGACACGUCUACAGAAUUCCGUGUAUGUCGAUGAACUGCAAAACUUCCCCACUAAACAUUAUCAGCAUUUGGUUUUCGAGCUGCGCGAGGAGGUGUCACGGUUGCGCAAUAAAAUGUUAUCAGAUCGUCCCAGAAGUGGAGCAGCUGCAGCAAAUGAGGCUGCAAAGGCAUCCAGUGACCAACAGGCCCAAGAUCAGGCAGGGACGACGACGGCGACCAGUGACGAAGACGAUGAGAAACGUAAAAGUGAAUUACGAUAUUUGCGGGAGCAAAUUGUUUUGACAUUUAAGCAGCAAAUGAAACUGCGACGUAAGUUGCUCGAGGCCGAAUCACAUCUAUUGGGUUUGGAACUGGAUGCCGAACGUCAGCAUAUGAUAAUAUCACAUUGGCAGGGUCGUAUGGGUAAACUUUAUGACACACCCACCGAUGAUGAUAUUGAAUCGGAAGGCUCAAUUGCCUUAAAAAAUGCUUGGGGCGAAUUGGCGGCCAUCGAAAAAGAAACACGUCGUUAUAAAGAAAUACGUGAAAGAACCGAACAAGAAUUGGAGUUGUGUCGCCAAAAAGGUGUACAAUUGGAGGAUGAAUUACCCGAACGCAUUAGCAGCGAUGAGGAACGUGAAUUACUGGCUCUACUAUGUCGAGUUCAUGAACUGGAGGCAGACAAGGUGUCAUUGCAAGCCGAACGAUUGGCUAGGCAAGCCGAAUUGAGAAGAAGAGAUUUGCAGCUGUUACGAGCCGAAAGACAACGAAGACUUUGUGAAGAUAUCAUUAGUUCGCAAAGACGUCUAAUUGAAGAGGGAAAUGUUGAAUUGCCUGAUGAGUUGCGAGAACUAUACGGUCUCUAUCAACAGGAAAUACAUGCCGGCACUGUAACCGCAACGGCUGCCUAUGAACGGAAAUUGCCGCCCAUUUACACAGCAGGUUCGGAUUCACCCUGUUCAAGUUCGGGCUCAGAAUGGUCACCUUCAUCACCCCUACCACCCAUUGAUGGUGGUGGUGGACAAUUGGCAGCCUCAUCUGUGGAUAACCUAUCACAAGAUAAUCCUGAUCGUCAUAUGGGUCCUGCGGUGCAUUCUCGUCUACCCAAACUUGCCACAACCGUGGGAACAUCUAAACGUAUUAUGAAAAUAAAGAAAUAGGUUUUCGCAGUGUUGUGUGCAUCCAUACGCGAUAAUUUGUUUUGAAAAUACCAAGGCUGGCCUCAUUAAAUGCUCAGCAGCUCAGGGAAAUUCCGAGAUGUCUCUAUCAAAAAGAAAGCUUGUUAUUAACAGUUUGUAUAUUUUUGUCUUGAAGUAAGCAUUAAUUGAUAAUAAACGAAUUGAACUCAAAAA